GAGUUUAUAAAAGUGCUGCAGCAUUUCGAGAUUAGCCACAGUCGCGUUUAACAUCUCGUUACAAAAACGCUUCUACAUUCUAAUUUAAAUCGUUGUUCGUGUGGCUAACUUGAAAGAAAGCAGCAACAAAAGUAGUGCAAAAGUUAGCAAGCAUGGUGUAUAAUAAUGCACACACACGCACAUUGGCUGCGUUGAAAGGACUUUUAAUUGUGUUUGCCUGUGUGAGUGUAGCGGACAGCUUAGAUUAUUACACGGAGAAACCCUCUUACCUGCAAACUUGCCGUAUCAAUGACCCGGAAUUUGUGAAAUGUUCUACAUCCAGUAUACAAAAGCUGAUGACUCAGCUGGGCAAAGGGAUUCCGGAAGUAACGGAAGUAAUUGGAUCAUUCGACCCAUUGAAGAUAAAAGAAAUACAGUUCGCACAGGAUAAUCAAGGCGCUGUGACACUGCAUGCCAAUCUCACUGAAAUGACUGCGACCGGACUGUCCGAUUUAGUUAUUAAAGAGAGCAAGGUGAGUAAGAAGGACUACAGCUGGGAGACCAAAGUUUAUGUGCCGAAGCUACGUUUGGAGGGUCAAUACAAAAUGGCUGGAAAGAUUCUACUAAUACCAUUGAAUGGCGCCGGUCAUAUGUUCAUCGAAAUAGAAAAACUGAACAUACUCAUGCGCACCAAAACUCGCCUAUAUGAGAAAGGCGGUUUCACCUUCUACAAUGUCACUAAGCUGCGCAUGGAUUUGAGUCCAGGCGGUGUAAAAACGAAUUUUGAAAAUAUUUUCAAUGGUAAUAGCAAAGAGGUGGAACGCAGCACUAAUCUUUUCUUCAAUGAAAACUGGCGUGAGUUCUUCGAAGCGCUUCGUCCGCUCAUAACGGAAACUGUGGAGAAUACCAUGUUGGACAUAUUGCAGAAGGUCUUCCACUUAGUACCGGCGAAUUUCUUUAUUGAAGAUAUACCAACUUCGAAGGAAUUGUACGGAAAAGGGAAGAACAAGUAAAGUGAAUUAUAUAGAAUAAUGUGUAAAUAGUAGAAGAAAUAAAAUACAGUGGUCGUUUUAAA
Molecule: messenger RNA, 1054 nt
Organism: Zeugodacus cucurbitae (melon fly)
Lineage: Eukaryota; Metazoa; Arthropoda; Insecta; Diptera; Tephritidae
Exons: 5
Coding region: 153-992 (279 amino acids)
Source: RefSeq, a predicted model, not a curated record